AUGGCGCAAAAUAAGCCACACAGAGAGAAGAAAGGGGGCAGGCUUGACGCAUGUGAUCGGCGAACGGAGCCGAGUAGGAACGAUCCGAGUCGGAAAGCAUUGUUUACAAAGUGUCUACGGUCUCCACAGUAUUUCACAUGUAUAAGACCAAAGUUCCUGUAUUUUGAAAAAGAGUAUUUAAAGCAGAAGUCCCCAGAAGAAUGGACACUGCGGAUGUUAAAAGGUUUCUCUGUAAGCCCUGAUGUCAUUUUCAGAGUCUUCUGCAGCAAAUUCACCCCAACGGCAGUCGGAAAGCUAAAGCAGGACUUGAAAGUGUUAGCUAGUACUGGGCCGCAGUCUCUCAGAGAUGGAAAAACUGAACAGACUAGACUGCCAAAAACUGCAUCACCAGCCAUACUCCUCUCUGUAAACACAUUGAGGGAGGCCGAGACUGGACUCAUGUCCUCUAGUGGUAACAUAGUACCAUCACAGCUAUCAGCUGAACCGAAAGUGACACCUGCUUUACAGGAGCAGUCCGACUAUAAAGCUGAAAUGGACAUGAGGGGCGAUAUAGAGUUCGAUUUAGAAUGGGAUGGAGUGAUUCUGACAGAGGAAGAACUGGAGCACAUCGAACAAACACUGAAGGAAAAGCCAAGUCCAGUGAAACAGAAGGGAAAAGAGUUUUUUGUCAGUGAAGGCAAGUUCCUGUAUAGUAUCUGA
This is a messenger RNA of Carassius carassius (crucian carp), 699 nucleotides long. RefSeq lists its product as uncharacterized. The record is from RefSeq and is a predicted model, not a curated record. The transcript is spliced from 4 exons. NCBI's taxonomy places the organism in Eukaryota, Metazoa, Chordata, Actinopteri, Cypriniformes, Cyprinidae. Gene Ontology annotation, cellular component: nucleus. The coding region runs from base 1 to 699 and encodes 232 amino acids.